CAUGUAACCGAAAGAAGAAUCGAAAGUUCGAAAUUACUCUCUUGAUCACUGACAGUUUGCAAAAGUAAUAUAUUGCRAUUUUCCAGCUUAUAUCCAACGCAGUUUCCUCCGAACCGUACUUGUCUUUGCGACAGUGACGAUUACUGAGAUCACUGUCGAAUCCUUUGGAGCGAAAUGAGCCGAGUUGUCCUCCGUCGACAGGUUUCUGAAUCCUCUGGCCAAUCAACACCCAUUCCAGAUAACAACCUUCUCCGUCUGAAAAGAAUUUCACAGUCUUUCGAGGAUUUGACGAGUGAGACGCUGUAUAGCAAGUGGAAAARGGCGCGAAAAAAUAGCUCGAAAACAGAUCGACGCGGCCGCAGCAUUUCGUUGAGCUCGCUACCCGAGGAGGAGUUUGAUAUCAAUGGKRRSAACGAACAAAGAGAAAGAACCAAUAACACAGCCGCUGUUUUACAAAGGAAUUUGUUUAGGCCAAGGGGAUGGACGGUUUGCAAUGGCCAAAUCUCUAGAGAUAACGACCCGAAAGGUGUAGUGAAUAUUUCAAAUAKCCACAAAGAUAGCUUAUUAUCUGAUGAUGCCCCAUCGUUAWCUGGAAUUCAAGUCGACACUUYUCCGAUGUUCAUCGCCGUAACUUCGGAAAAUAUCGACGACGAUGUUUUUAGUCUYUCAACUGCAAAACCUGACRCAGAUGAUGCCAUCGAAACCAAAAAACAUAAAAUUAUAAAUGAAAUCAUUUCAGGAACUUUUUCAAAAGUGCGAAGUUUUUCCGACAGCGACCGAAGGAUUAUUGAUCUUCCGUCGUUAAGGURCCGAUUGACGAGCGACCCCGAAUCAUCACGCCGAUCAAAUUCCAAAACACGCGCUCGGAGUCUUUCAUGUCAAGAGCCUAGAGAAAUUGAAUUCCUGCGAACUGCAGAAAUGGCCCACAAGCUUCUGGAUGGUGCAAGUGUACCCGGAGAAGAUAUAUGGCAAAAGAGGAGCUCUACUGGGGACCUGGUAGCUGAAGGUCGACACAAAAGAAUGUCACCUUCCUCCGUAAUCCAUGCGAGGUCUGAAAUCAAUAAUAACCCUUGUAAUAUUCAGGAAGCCUCACUUGGAUUCCCAAAUGACAGGUCACAACCAGAUGCAAGGAAGCGUUACCUUUUGGGCUGUACGUAUGCUCUGAUACGUCAACCAGAACCACAAAUAACUAAUUCAAMUCACGGAGGUUUUCCGAAGAAAAUAAACUAUCAAGAUCGUAUCCAUAAUCGAACAAUGAGCGAACCUAGCAAGGGAUUAUUGGCCAAGAAAGAAUCGAGAUCAACAGAGGAGAAGGAGARAGACGAUCGGACCGUUCAAUUCAAACAAGUCGAAUUUGUUUCUGACAUCAAAGGAAGUCCAAUGACUGAAGGGAGCCAUCACGGUGUGAGAAGAGCACAGACUUUACCACGUAUGCCUAAACGGCCACUCGCUAGUCUUACUUCAAGAAACUGGAAAGAAAGCGAGCUCAAGACUCGUAAAGCCGCCGAGGACUUGAUCCAAAACAUUAACAACAGCGAUGAAAAAAGCGCCCAAGAAAGGGUUGAUAUUGUUGAGACAGCUUUUGAAUGGAUUCGAAAAGAAGUGGCYGAUCUACGGGCCCAAGAUAAGGAUAUCAUGCGAAUGUUUACUAAAAUACAGGCAGGAAUACGACACAUCAAAUUCGAUCAGAGYGCUUUAAUGGAAAGCGAAGAGGAGUUUAUAUCGACUCCUGAUUUAUCUAGUACUCAGUCAACUUCAGUUGGAGGUACUUCAAUACAUCGAAGGGCGAGUUUGCUGUGAUWAUAUACGACGUUUUCCAUUGAUCGAGCCUCAUAAAAACCUAUUUGAUCGAAUCAACAAAGAAGCUUAACAAAUAGGAAUUCGAUCAAAGGAUCGGUGAACACAAAGGAUCGUUGUUGUUUAUGAAUGAAUACAAAAUUCUAAUAAGUCACCGCUUCAAAAAUUGAUGUAUUAAUUGAUUCCAGACGAAUUACAUUCAUUCCUCGAUACAAGAGUUAUAUACAACCACAACCACAGCACUGUCGAUCAMAAGGAAUAUAACUAUAUACAACAUGUUACAGAAAUUAUGGAACUCAUUGUAUCGAUGUUGUUACGGAGCUGUGAAACACCGAUGGAUCAAAAUUAAAUUGUACAAUGUGGUAUUAUAGAGAGUCUAUUGAAAUAUGAUUGUAUAUUUGAAGUAUAACAAUUAGAAAAACAAUUAAACAUGAAAUCACGAACGAAAAUGCAUUCAUCAACUGGCGUGACGCUAUAAAGUAACGCAACGCUUAAAUUGUCACGGAAAACUCACACUUGUAACAAACUGAGAAUACUUCAAAGAAAACAGUAAGCUAAUUUGUGCGCAAAAGA
Molecule: messenger RNA, 2370 nt
Organism: Exaiptasia diaphana
Lineage: Eukaryota; Metazoa; Cnidaria; Anthozoa; Actiniaria; Aiptasiidae
Exons: 1
Coding region: 175-1800 (541 amino acids)
Source: RefSeq, a predicted model, not a curated record